AGCCUCAGGAACAUCCCUGUGGGGGGAAGAAAAAGAGACAAGGGCUUUUCUUUUACGUCAAAUGGCCUUAGAGAGUUGGCGCUGUUAAAGUUCGCUGCCACACAUGUCAAAGACGUUGUUUGCAAAGGCCAGAGUUAAGGUGGAGAUCUUUUGAGCGGCUCUUCUCCAGGUUGUGCUGAAGUGCUGUGAAGACCACUGAGGACCCCCGUUCUCUUCAGACUGCAUUCACAGCACCUGUUGUCGGACAGACAGAAGGCAGGAGGAUGAAUUUGGUAUGCGCUCAGCUGGUUUUUGCUGUCACCUUGUGGACAGCAGGAGCAGAAGCAGGAGUAGUGGCGGUGAGCAACGGGACAGCUCUGCUUCAGGCCGGACAGCUCUCCAUGGAGGCCGAACUGAGGAACAGCAGCGACGGCAGCACAGUUCGAGCCCGACGGAGACGCUUUAUCUCCGGCAAAGACAUGACGGCUCUACUGGACUACCACAACCGCGUGCGCUCACAGGUCUUCCCACCGGCGGCAAACAUGGAAUAUAUGGUGUGGGAUGAAAGACUGGCUAAAUCCGCAGAGUCCUGGGCCUCUCAGUGCAUAUGGGAACACGGGCCACAUUAUUUUUUGCAACACAUUGGACAGAACCUGUCGAUUAUCUCUGGAAGAUACAAAUCGAUUAUCGAUCUGAUAAAAUCCUGGUAUGAUGAGAGACACUCUUUUUCUUAUCCCAGUAGAUGCAGUGGCUCUGUAUGCACACACUACACACAGAUGGUGUGGGCUGCAAGUAAUAAGAUCGGGUGUGCUAUCAAAAAGUGUUCAGACAUCUUUGUUUUUGGGAGUAUGUGGAAACAAGCCACCUUACUGGUUUGCAACUAUGCUAUCAAGGGAAACUGGGUAGGAGAAGCUCCAUAUAAAAUAGGAAGACCCUGCUCCGCGUGUCCCUCCAACUAUGGAGGAUCAUGCAAUAAAAACCAGUGUGACUCCAGACCAAAAUCCCGAAGAAACACAAGUGGCUUUAGAGGCUUUAAGCAAUAAAAACAAAUAUCUUUAAGUAAAGGACAUAUUUUAAAAAAACGUAUCAAAACUCUUACAUAAUAGAAACCACUAAAAUGUUCAUUUCACAAUGUUUUCAUUUGAAAAAGGAAUGACAUUGAAUUAAUAUCUCGAAUUGAUCAAAUGUGUGAAUGGUGAAAUGCAUUUCCUGUUGUUGUGUUGAUCAUAGUGUCAUAGUAUUUUGUAUUUUUAUAAAUGUAUGUUAUUUGUUGUUUCUUAAGGUUACGGGCUCUUUGCACUGUUUUAUCAUUUGAUUGUACUAAGUUGCAUCGCAGCGACAAUUCACAUUGAGAGUUAAGCACUUUCUUUUAUUAUUAUCGUCUUGUUUUUUUUGUACAGGUAAUAAAUCUUCUUUUGAUGAAAAAA
Molecule: messenger RNA, 1406 nt
Organism: Danio aesculapii
Lineage: Eukaryota; Metazoa; Chordata; Actinopteri; Cypriniformes; Danionidae
Gene: r3hdml
Product: R3H domain containing-like
Exons: 6
Coding region: 264-1022 (252 amino acids)
Source: RefSeq, a predicted model, not a curated record